Messenger RNA from Meloidogyne enterolobii, 1412 nucleotides. The record is from the annotation of a GenBank genome assembly. NCBI's taxonomy places the organism in Eukaryota, Metazoa, Nematoda, Chromadorea, Rhabditida, Meloidogynidae.
UAAAAAGAAUUUCAGUCUAAAUAAAAUUUUGUGUGUUGCAAUCAGACGAAUAAACGCACACAUCCCCACAAACAUAAAAUUUUCAUCAAUCUUUCCUUCCCUCCCUCCUAUUUUUUUCUUUUUCACAAAAAUUGAAUUAUUUUUCAAUCAAAACAUUCCUUCAUUCUUUGCAUAUUUAUUAUUUUCUCUCUUUUUUAUUGCGCGACUUUUUUUAAUAAAUAAAAAAUAGGAGAAUCCCGCAUUAUUUUUAUUGUGUUCAGCGCAAAAAUUAUUUUUUUUUUUAAAUUUAAUUCGCAAUAUAUUAAUUAUUGUGUACUCUUCUAUUUUUUGUUUAUUAAAAUUCUCGCAUUUUUAUUUUAAGAAAAUAAUUAUAUUUUUUAAAGGAACCCCCUUUAUUGAAUAUUAUAAACAAAAUAGAUCCCUAUUGUCGUCGAUUUAAUGAAAAUCUUCGGAUACUGAAACCAACCCUAAAAAUCCUUGGUUUUUUAGUUUCGGAUCGGAUCGAUUCCGAAACAACAAUUUUAUCAAUUCUCUAAAAUUCAAAGUCAUGGUAAAAAUUAAAAUUUCAGUUAAUAUAUGAUUUAAACUAGGGUAGCACCCCGUCCCCCGAAACCCCGACCCGACGAAUUUUUAGGCAAAAACCCCGACCCGAGCCCCGAAGGCUCUAUUCCGACAAACCCAGAAAUCCGACACUCCUACCCCCGAAGGCUUGGUAUGCUACCCUAAUUUAAACUUUGAAUGUUCCAAAUUUUCUGUUUAAUUCUAUGUACAUAUUUAUUUCAAUACUUUUUGAUCCAUCUUUAUUCUUCAAAUCUUUAUUUUAAAUUUUGCAUUUUUUCCUUUUGCUUGUAUGUAUUUUUAUUAAAUUUUAAACAUUAAAAAAAUUUUUUUUGUCAGCUUUCCAAAAAUUGUCCAGAAAAAAAGAGAGAAAAAAGAGUUAAUACAUAACACAACAAAUAUUUUUAUUUAAUCUGAUUACAUAUUCCUAUAAAAACUUUUUUCAACCCUAAAAACAACACAAUUUUUACAUAUUUUUCUCUAAUUUCUAAUUUCUCUCUUAACAUUUACACACUAUUUUCUUUUCUCUGACUUCAACAAAUUUACAUCAAAAAUUAGUUUUCUCCUCUUUUAAAUGAUCAAAAAUGAGAAGAGAAGAUAUUUUGGAAGAUUUUAGAGAAAAAAUAUUUAAAAUACAAAAUUGGUUACAAAUAAGAAUUAGAGCAUUAUGGAUAUUCUUUAAAUGGAUAUUCCACGCUUUUUGUUGUUGUGGUAUUUGUUUGGAAAGGGAAGAACAAGAAGGAGAAGGGAAUGAUUUAGAGAAGGGAAUGAGGAAUAAAAAUCCUUUUGGACCGGGUAAUUCAAUUAAUUGUUUUUUUUGAAAAAGAAUUAAAAAUACAGCCCAAGCUAAAGCC